This is a messenger RNA of Caenorhabditis bovis, 264 nucleotides long. The record is from the annotation of a GenBank genome assembly. NCBI's taxonomy places the organism in Eukaryota, Metazoa, Nematoda, Chromadorea, Rhabditida, Rhabditidae.
AUGCUUCAAGCCGAGUUGACUGAGACUACGACUGAGGAUAAAGUGCGCCGUUUGGUCUCAUUCUUCACCAGCACUCCAUAUGAGGAUAUCGGAUUGGAUUUUGAUCUCACUUCUGGAAUCGAUAAAGCCGAUCCCGAUUAUUUCUUCACAAUGAUGACGGAUGCCAUCAAUAUGCAUUUUGGAGUUGCCGCCGAGCAGGACCAAGUUAGCGAGUCAAAGACUGUCCAGGACCUCGUUGAUAUCAUCAACAGCAAUAAUGUUUAA